Messenger RNA from Strongylus vulgaris, 474 nucleotides. The record is from the annotation of a GenBank genome assembly. NCBI's taxonomy places the organism in Eukaryota, Metazoa, Nematoda, Chromadorea, Rhabditida, Strongylidae.
CUGCAAAUAUGGGAUACUGCUGGACAGGAACGUUUUCGAUCUAUAACGCAGAGCUACUACCGCAGUGCACAUGCUAUUGUCUUAGUAUACGAUGUCGCAUGUCAACCAUCGUUUGAUUGCUUACCAGAGUGGUUAGCAGAGAUUGAAUCAUAUGCUAAUAGAAAAGUUUUGAAAAUCUUAGUAGGUAACAAAGUAGACAAGGGAGAUGAACGCGAGGUUCCGGAACGAAUCGGUCAAGAUUUUUCCGAAGUUAAUGGUUUCGAUUACUUCUUGGAGACUUCAGCGCUAGAUGCAACAAAUGUGGAUAAUCUGUUUGAACACGUUGCGCGACGGUUGACUGAUGAUAUGAAAGCCACUGAUCAAAGGUAUUUAUAUCUCCAUAUAACUUUGUUCCCUUUAUCUUUUAGACUUUUUUUGCGCUUUUUGAGCGAAUCCCUUCAGAGAUUUUUGACAUACAACAUGUGGAGAUUUUGA